UCGCAUCUUGACGGUCCAGAUCUUCCUUCGCGCAUUAUAUAUUCCCUCACGCUUCCUUUCUUCUCACUUCGGUAAAUCUCAAAGAUAAAGCAGCAGCUGAAGCCCAAUCCGUUGCGUUUAUGGCGGACUUCUAGAUUCGAUUCGACUCCCCAACGAGCUUUCUCGAUCCCUCAGCCUACCUGCAACAGUUGCGCGAUCUUUGUAGCUGUUUGGUUGGUGUUUGAAUUCGGUGCAGAUCGAAGGCGUGAUGCUACUAUUCGAUUUGUGCUGAAUUUUGGAUUGAAGGAUCUCUUAAGAGCAAUCAGUGGAAAAUUUUUCUUCCUAAGCAAUCCUAAUUAGCUUUCCAUAAAACAAUGUGGAGAUUUAACCCAUUUACACACAAGGAGGCAGCUGGCCUUGAAGGCCGAGUUAUAGAUGUCGGCAAUCUUAAGAUAAAUGUCCAGAAGGCCAUCGCAGAAGGAGGGUUCUCUUGUGUUUACUUAGCACGUGAUGCUUUCCAUAUGUCAAAGCAAUAUGCGUUGAAGCACAUCAUAUGCAAUGAUGAUGAAUCACUUGCAUUGGCAAAGAAGGAGAUAUCUGUGAUGAAGUCACUGGUAGGACAUCCCAAUGUAGUCACACUUCAUGCUCAUACAAUAUUUGAUAUGGGUAGGACAAAAGAGGCAUUUCUUGUAAUGGAAUAUUGCGAGAAGUCUCUUGUUAGUGUGCUGGAAAGCCGAGGAGCAGGUUAUUUUGAUGAGAACCAGGUUCUCUUAAUCUUCAGGGAUGUAUGUAAUGCAGUUUUCGCUAUGCACUGCCAGUUCCCACCUAUUGCUCACCGAGACUUGAAAGCAGAGAAUCUUUUAUUAGGUUCAGAUGGUUUAUGGAAGUUGUGUGACUUUGGAAGCACUUCCACCAAUCACAAGCGUUUUGAGAAGCCAGAAGAAAUGGGAAUCGAGGAAGACAAUAUCAGGAAGUACACAACCCCUGCCUACAGGGCCCCUGAGAUGUGGGAUCUGUUCCUUAGAGAAGUCAUCAACGAGAAAGUGGACAUAUGGGCACUAGGGUGUCUCCUUUUUCGCAUAUGCUAUUUCAAAAGUGCUUUUGACGGGGAAUCAAAGCUCCAAGUCUUAAAUGGAAACUACCGCAUUCCUGAUUUGCCUAGAUACAGUUCAUCAGUCACGGAUUUAAUCAGAGACAUGCUUCAAGCUAGACCAGAUGACAGACCAGAUAUCACGCAGGUCUGGUUUCGUGUUAAUGAGCAGCUACCUAUUACUUUACAGAAGUCAUUGCCUGACAGGCCACCUGAGUUGCCUGCUUCCAACCAUCCGGAAGGUUCUUCAAUGUCCACUAAUAAAUCACACCCAGCACCUAGCAGGAAUCCACCUCCCCCGCCUUCAUCUGUAGAAUCCAAACCAACGGUCCAGGCAUCUGUUGCUUCUAGGGGUGGUGGAAAUGGGGGGCAGCUUGGUGCUUUCUGGUCCACUCAGCAUGCAAAUGAUUCAAUCGUUUCCAAGGAAAAGAGUAAACCUGUAUUUGAUGAAGAACCAUCUAGUAACAAUAACACAUUAAAGCAUGAUAGAGUUCAUCUAGAGAAUGAUCACUUACCCAAAAAUGUUGGUACUAACAAAGUGGUCAACGCACCAACUCAUUCAGUAAAAAGCAGUGUACAUGGAAAGUCACACAAGCCUGACACUGCAUCAUCCAAGGAUUUCGAAUUGAACUUUUUUAAGGAUAAAGGUCAGAUGAAUGAGAGGGGAUUGUCAAAUAUAGACAAUACAGCUACUUUUCAGGAUCAUGCUUUUAACACAUUUGUUGCAGAAUUUGAUACUGCUAAGCUCAGUCCUGGACUUAAGUCUGAAAGGGAAGAAAUAUUAGAAGCUGAGGUGGAGAAACUGAAAGGGCAGUUGAAGGAAGCAAACAUAGCCAAAGCUGAAAUCACUUCAAAGUAUGAAAAGCUUUCUGCUAUAUGCAGAUCGCAAAGGCAAGAAUUACAGGAUCUAAAACAGGCACUUGCUGCAAAAACUCCCUCGCCAAAUAGGGAGGGUAUGAGGACCUCUCCUGCACUUACAUCAUCUGCAUCCACGAUACUGUUGCAUUAUAACUGCAGAAGGAGCAGAUUGGCGAAACUGUUUGGGAACUUCAGCAGGAUAAAACUGAGAGGAAGACUCCUGGUUCAGAACCAAAGUCAUGGCAGGCUUUUCCUGAGGAACCACGACAACAAACCUCCUUUUCAGCUGACAAUACUUCAAAAUCUGUCAGGACUAGAAAUACCCAGCAGAAGCCGCAGCCUGCUCCAGUUGCUGCUAACUUCGAUUCUUGGGGUUUUGGAUCUGAUAACUUCAGUGCUGUAAGAGCUAGUACCCCACAGAUGCCAAGACCUGGUGAAGGGAGUAAUUCUCAGGCAUUUGGUGAAGCAAAGGCAUUUGAGAAGAAAUCAACUACCCCCCCUGCUGGAUGGGCUGGAUUUUAACUGUGCAGAAUGGUUGUGCUCUGAUUGCACCUAUAAGCAUUUUUACUUUGCUCCAUUAUGUUUGAUUCAUGCUGUUGGGCGUUUGUUUCUUUUCGUGGAUGAUUUUACUAAAUGGAUCUUGUUUAUCUGGACUAUAUCCAUUCUGGGGUGGAAGUAUUCAUUUCCAAUUUGCAUGAUUAUUGUAUUACUCGUGUCUCUGAAAAACUUUCGAGUCCUGAACUUGGUUUAUAAAUUUCAAUGAUUAUAUUAGCUGA
Arachis stenosperma is the source of this 2703-nucleotide messenger RNA. RefSeq lists its product as uncharacterized. Bases 354 to 2330 code for a protein of 658 amino acids. The record is from RefSeq and is a predicted model, not a curated record. Gene Ontology annotation, biological process: protein phosphorylation. Gene Ontology annotation, cellular component: cytoplasm. Lineage: Eukaryota; Viridiplantae; Streptophyta; Magnoliopsida; Fabales; Fabaceae. The transcript has 9 exons. Gene Ontology annotation, molecular function: ATP binding; protein serine/threonine kinase activity.